Molecule: messenger RNA, 969 nt
Organism: Humulus lupulus (European hop)
Lineage: Eukaryota; Viridiplantae; Streptophyta; Magnoliopsida; Rosales; Cannabaceae
Exons: 1
Coding region: 1-969 (322 amino acids)
Source: RefSeq, a predicted model, not a curated record
AUGGCUGACCUCUAUCGGAUUGAGCAAGGGGAAAAUGAACAUCCGAAAGCAUAUUUGCAGCGUUUCAUUAACCUCGUCCAUCAAAUCCACGACGUCGAUCCAAUUACCGCAGCCAAUCUGUUCGUCAAAAGCUUGCAAGUGGGAUCUCUUUUACAUGAGAAUCUCACCAUGACGCUACCCUACGACAUGGCAGAAGUGCAGAUUCGAGCCGAGGGCGUCUUCAGGGCCUUGGAAUUUCGAGAACAUGCACAAAAGAAGUCUGCGCUCAUCUCUUCUCCACCAACAAAUAACCCUCUGCCACCUGCUAGAGAUGACAAGUGGAAGCGGAGCCAAACAGACCAUGCGAAGGAAGGAAAAAGGCCAAGACAGGAUCGACAGUCCCCACGGUACCCUUCCUUCGAAUACACCGUCCCGCAAGAAGUCAUUUAUGAAGAAAAUAAAGACAUACCUAUCUGGCGAGAGCCCUAUAAAAUUACCACUCCUUCUGACAGAAGGGAUAAAAGCAGGUACUGCCUCUUCCACAAAGAUCACGGUCAUACGAUCACUGAAUUCCAUAACUUGAACAAUCAGAUCCAAGCCCUCAUGAGGAGUGGGAGGCUUACCCAAUACAUCAAGGAGGCAAGCAGACUCGGCACCUCGCGACAUAAUCCCGCUUCUGCCUCAGCACCGCAAGCGUCAGAUCCCGUGCACACAGCCUCUGAUAGCACUCAGGAGCCUCUUAAGCAAGUCCCUAUGAUCCACGGGAUCAUGGAACUCACUGAGCACCAAGAGCAUAUCACCAAAAUCCAUAAGAGGAUGGAAGAACGAGUGAAGCGGUACAAAUCAUUAGGCCACACGGUCAAUCUCGUCACUUCAGAGGAUAGAAGCUAUCCAGCAUCUGCAAUCACCUUCACCGGUGAUGACCUAAAGGGCGUACACCUACCCCAUGAUGAUCCAAUCGUCAUUUCACUACAGGUUGACCAUUGCUAG